Molecule: messenger RNA, 1147 nt
Organism: Rubroshorea leprosula
Lineage: Eukaryota; Viridiplantae; Streptophyta; Magnoliopsida; Malvales; Dipterocarpaceae
Source: the annotation of a GenBank genome assembly
CUUCCUCCAAGUAUAUUGUACCUUAAAGACUUCUACUUCCGCUCAGCCGGCACUCUCUCCGCUCUCCCCCCAUUUCCCCCAACAUGGAAUCUAUCGCAGUCCUCAUGAUCUGCCCCAUGAACGGGUACCUCGAGCAAGAGCUCCAGAAGCGCUUCAACCUGCUCAGACUCUGGACGGCACCGCAGAAACCAGGAUUCCUCGAUACCCACAAGAAUUCCAUCCGCGCAGUCGUCGGAACCGCGACGGCCGGCGCCGAUGCUCAGAUGAUAGAGGCUCUGCCUAAUCUUGAGAUCGUGGCCAGCUUCAGUGUGGGACUCGACAAGAUUGACUUGGGCAAAUGCAAGGAAAAGGGGAUUAGAGUCACCAACACCCCUGAUGUGUUGACGGAUGAUGUCGCGGACUUGGCGAUUGGGUUGAUGUUGGCCGUGCUGAGGAAGCUGUGUGAGAGUGACCGGUACGUGAGGAGUGGAAAGUGGAAGAGAGGGGAUUUCCGGUUGUCCAGGAAGUUCACAGGGAAGUCAGUUGGCAUCAUUGGACUGGGCAGGAUUGGCAUGGCAAUUGCAAAGAGAGCUGAGGCAUUUAGCUGCCCUAUUAGUUACUACACCAGAUCGCAGAAAUCAGACGUAAACUAUAAAUACUACCCCAGUGUUGUUGAGCUCGCCUCCAACUGCCAAAUUCUGGUAGUUGCAUGCGCACUGACAGAAGAAACCCGCCACAUCAUCAACCGUGAAGUCAUUGAUGCUUUGGGUCCAGAGGGCGUUCUCAUCAACAUUGGGAGGGGCCCUCAUGUAGAUGAACCUGAGCUGGUUUCAGCACUAGUAGAAGGUCGACUUGGUGGUGCUGGACUAGAUGUUUUUGAGCAUGAGCCUGAAGUACCCGAAAAACUCUUUGAGCUUGAGAAUGUAGUGCUCUUGCCUCAUGUAGGAAGCGGCACAGUGGAAACCCGCCAAGCCAUGGCUGAUCUUGUGAUUGGGAACUUGGAGGCUCACUUUCUGAACAAACCAUUGCUAACUCCCGUAGUUUAGGAGUUAGGUUGAUGGACAAACAAUUUGUUGUAAGAGCUUCAUGCAGCUGCAUUUAUAUUUUAGUCCUAGAAUCUUGGAAUUAUGUCUUAAACAUUGAGGUGGAAUAAGAUGGUUGGAUUGUG